AUGAUGUACGAGAGUGUGGACGUUGUGGGACUGAAUCCCAGCCCGAACCCGUUUUUAAUGAUGGAUUACUACAACCAGAGCAGAGGAUGCUUGAUCCCAGAGAAGGGGCUGGUGCCCGGAGCGCCCCAUCCUUACAGCGCGUCCAUCAGGAACCAGCACUGGAACGGCUCCAACCACUCGAUAGAGACCCAGAGCACCAGUUCAGAGGAGAUAGUGCCAAGCCCGCCCUCGCCUCCCCCUCCGCCCCGCGUCUACAAGCCCUGCUUUGUGUGCCAGGACAAGUCCUCAGGGUACCACUAUGGUGUCAGCGCCUGUGAAGGCUGCAAGGGAUUCUUUAGGCGAAGCAUCCAGAAGAACAUGGUGUACACUUGUCACCGGGAGAAGAACUGCAUCAUCAACAAAGUCACCCGGAAUCGCUGCCAGUAUUGUCGGUUACAGAAGUGCCUGGAAGUUGGGAUGUCUAAAGAGUCUGUGAGGAACGACCGGAACAAGAAGAAGAAGGAUGAGAAGAAGCAGGAGUGCACAGAGAGCUACGUGCUGAGUCCAGACACGGAGCAGAUGAUCGACAGGGUUCGCAAGGCGCAUCAGGACACUUUCCCCUCUCUCUGCCAGCUGGGCAAAUACACUACGACUAACAGCUCGGAAAGGCGCGUCUCCUUGGACAUCGACCUGUGGGACAAGUUCAGCGAACUGUCCACCAAGUGCAUCAUAAAGACGGUGGAGUUUGCCAAGCAGCUGCCGGGUUUCACCACGCUCACCAUCGCGGACCAGAUCACCCUGCUCAAAGCUGCCUGUCUGGAUAUUCUGAUACUGCGGAUCUGUACUCGUUACACGCCGGAGCAAGAUACCAUGACCUUCUCAGAUGGACUCACGCUAAACCGAACCCAGAUGCAUAACGCCGGCUUUGGUCCCCUCACAGACCUGGUUUUUGCCUUCGCCAACCAGCUCCUGCCUCUGGAGAUGGAUGAUGCAGAAACGGGGCUUCUUAGCGCCAUCUGCUUGCUGUGUGGAGAUCGGCAAGAUUUAGAAGAAGCUGACAAAGUGGACAUCCUGCAGGAGCCCCUUCUGGAGGCCCUGAAGAUUUAUGUACGGAAACGGAGGCCCCACAAACCUCACAUGUUCCCCAAGAUGCUGAUGAAGAUUACUGACCUGAGAAGCAUCAGCGCUAAAGGAGCCGAGCGCGUCAUCACACUGAAGAUGGAGAUCCCUGGAUCCAUGCCGCCUCUCAUCCAGGAGAUGCUGGAGAAUUCGGAGGGACUGGAGAGCGGAGCUGCAGGCAGCAGGCCCAGCGGAGCCCCCCCAGGCAGCUGCAGUCCCAGUUUGUCCCCCAGCUCGGCCCAAAGCAGUCCCGCCACCCAGUCGCCGUAGUAACCGCUCUCUCCUUUUUAAGUGUUUUUUUUCCUCGUCAUAUGGUCUCCUCCCACGUGGUUCUGAACAGAAUGUGGGGGCGAAGGAGGCGGGCUUUGAUCCAAACUGAUGAUCACAGGAGACUGGCAGAGCCGCCUCCUUUCCUCCGAAGGCCUCCGUCACUAAGGAACGCUCUCCAUGCGGGAGGGGGGUGGGGCGAGGCUGGAAGGGGGCCGCCAGGAGCCGCGCCAUAAACCCCGCUGAUGACUCCUCCACCUCCCUCCUAUCCCCUCUCCUCUCUCCACCUUCCCUUAAAAAGGACGGAAACGGGUCUGGACGCAGCGGCUGUUUGGAGCGAGCGAGGGCGGCGCGGCGGGACGGAGACACGGACCAUGACUGACUCUCACACACAGCAGACACUUUGUCCUCGUUUCUCUGAGACAAGCUGCGACAGCGGAGCUCAUCGGAAAACCCUCCUCCUCUAAAGACUUGGGUUCUUUCCGCAUUUGUUUUUGUUUUGUUUUCAUUUUCAAAGAAAAACAACCAGAUUUUGUACAAAAGAUAUAUAAAUAUAUAUAAAAGAGUUACAGAACUAAGGUGGUUGGCGUGUCCGGGAGAAAAACGGCCAGGCUGACACCAGGACAAGUUUACCGCGCUGAGAUUGGGACUCCGUCACUGUUCGAAUCUCUUUCAUACCUAUCAAAGAUUAAUGAGAGACUUUCAGUUUCACCUUUGUAUAUUAUAAUGAAUAACAAAAAAGAAAAAAAAAAUGAUGUUGACAUUUCUCUCGAGUCGUACACAAAUGUUCACAGGAAACGUUGAAUAUAACCUAAUAUUCCAGGAUGGAUUUCUUUUGCCUUUAAUCCUCGCUUCUUCUGUUCUGUUUUUUUUUUGUUUUUGUUCCGCUUUUUCCUCCAAGAGAAUGAAAAGAAAACUGAUUGUAUGAACUUGGCUGUAUGAUAUCGUCACAGGUCCUCUCAAGAAAUCAAAUUAAUGAAGAGUCAUUAUUGAGGUGUAUUUUAAGUGGCUUUGAGUUUGUGUAAAUAAGCUGUAUUCAUUUCUUUAAAACUAUGAAGAGUUUUAGGCCUCGCCUUAUUUUUUUGUUUUUUUAUUGAAAUCCUGUGUUUUGUUCUAGUUUAUGUGGUUCAAGAAAAAAUACAUUUUUGAGCACAUUUUUACUGAAGGAAGUUCUUUCAUGUUUUAUGUCCUGCUAAAAGUGUUGGACGAGCCCUUCACCGAUCACUGGCUGUUCAGAAUGUGACCUUCGCACACACGUCCGACUCCCGCCCCUUUAAAUUCAAAGCUGUGUCUUUACUCUAUGAUAACUAGGCAUGGGCCGGUUUGCAUUUCGCUCAGUAAGAGUAAAUAAAUGCCUCACUUUCUGACUAUUUGAUUUCAGAAUAAGGAAAAUUGUAAUAAAAACACAAAUGAAGAA
This is a messenger RNA of Cyprinodon tularosa, 2782 nucleotides long. RefSeq names its product retinoic acid receptor, alpha a (gene raraa). Gene Ontology annotation, biological process: regulation of transcription by RNA polymerase II; cellular response to corticotropin-releasing hormone stimulus; retinoic acid receptor signaling pathway. The coding region runs from base 1 to 1368 and encodes 455 amino acids. NCBI's taxonomy places the organism in Eukaryota, Metazoa, Chordata, Actinopteri, Cyprinodontiformes, Cyprinodontidae. Gene Ontology annotation, cellular component: nucleus; transcription regulator complex. Gene Ontology annotation, molecular function: RNA polymerase II cis-regulatory region sequence-specific DNA binding; nuclear glucocorticoid receptor binding; nuclear receptor activity. The transcript has 8 exons. The record is from RefSeq and is a predicted model, not a curated record.